Messenger RNA from Ylistrum balloti, 1234 nucleotides. RefSeq names its product tetratricopeptide repeat protein 9C-like. The coding region runs from base 1 to 582 and encodes 193 amino acids. Gene Ontology annotation, molecular function: protein binding. The transcript has 3 exons. NCBI's taxonomy places the organism in Eukaryota, Metazoa, Mollusca, Bivalvia, Pectinida, Pectinidae. The record is from RefSeq and is a predicted model, not a curated record.
AUGCAGGAAACAAGUAGAAAAGUCAGUGAUGACGAGAAGAUCAGGACAGCUGCUACAUUCAAAGCAGAUGGCAAUGCUUUCUACAAAGAGAGAGAUUACAGAAAGGCUAUCGGGAAAUACCACAGAGCUAUAUUACAGUUGAAAGCUGUCGGAAGUGAAUCAAAAUGUGCCGCGUUGUUGCCGGUUGAAAUGAAAAAUGGUUCCCCACAAGAACUGUCUCCAGAAAUGAAUGAUUUGUUUAUCUCUUUGAGGGUGGACUGUUACAAUAAUUUAGCAGCUUGUCUGCUGCACCAAGAGAAUCCUAACUACAGAAAAGUACUGGAGUAUUGUGGACAAGUUCUAGAAGACCGACCAUCCAACAACAAAGCCAAAUAUCGUAAAGGAGUUGCUCUGUAUCACUUAAAACAAUUUGACGAGGCUCAAGCCAUCCUUCUCAGUUUAGAGGCAGCAGAUGCUGCAACUAAAAAGUAUUUAGCACUUUGUAAACAGGCUAUUCGAGAAGAAGAUAAACAGCUUCAGAAAACCUAUCGUGCCAUGUUUAGCAGCAGUUCAACACUAUCAACAAAGAUGGAAGAAAGUUGACAAAAAUGUAAACUGUAUGGAAAGUGAAAGUAUGUUCAAUGAUGCUUGCAUGACAUGUGACCCUUGUAAACUGUAUGGAAAAUGAAAGUAAAUGAUUAGUGACUGAUGAAAUGAAAUUUUUGUUCAUAUAACAUGUAUGGAAAAUGAAAGAGUAUGAAAAGUGACUGCUUAAUCUGUGAUACUUGUUGGUUUGAUCUUAACUUUGUGAUCUCUAACAAGAGAAAAUUAAACAAUUAUCUUUGAAAAUGAUGAAAUACUUGCAUUAAAAAAUAUCAUUAUUUCAUAACUAGAAGGUAAAGUGUUUGGUUAGUGAUGGGAGUUUUAAGAUUAAUUUGUGAAAAACAAAAAUACAUAAAACAGAUUAUCAACCAAGAAACUUCUUUUAACUGUGUACUGACUGGACUAGCACUGAUGAGUGGUCAGAUAAGAAAGGGUCAGUGUACAUAGUAACCAGCCAGGUAGAAUUCCAGAUAUUAAAACCGAAAUGAUAUAGUUGAUAGUACAUGAAUUAUACCAUAUUUGAUGUUGUAAAGCUACCUGCUAUAAGAAAAAUUGCCUGAGACAUUUUAAAGCUAUAAUUUGAAUAUUUACUGUAAAAUUCCUUAUUACUGAAAAGAGUAUUGAGUUUAAUUAAAUUCCUGUAAUAUGGAAA